This is a messenger RNA of Racocetra persica, 125 nucleotides long. The record is from the annotation of a GenBank genome assembly. Lineage: Eukaryota; Fungi; Glomeromycota; Glomeromycetes; Diversisporales; Gigasporaceae.
CAAAUACUCAACCUAGUUAUUCAAAUAUAAAAAGUACAGAAGUUAGUGACAAUGAUAGUUAUGGUAAUGAAGAGAUUAACAAAAGGCCUGAUAAGAUUGAAAAUAGAUCUGAAAAAAAGGCUACA